CUGGCGGGAGGCGGAGGCGCCCAGGUCCAACCGCUGAAGCGUUUCCAUGUGACAGUGAGUGGGGUCCUAACUCCGGGCGCCGCCUGACUCUGGUUCUUAACCCAAAGCAGUGUCCACUGUCCCGGCGCCAGCAGACACCAGCAGGCUAGGGCACUUGGUGUUGGGCCGUGCCGCCGGAAGAAUUGCCGCCGCCGGGUCAGGUGCCUGAGAGACUCCCGCGGAGACCCCAGAGUCUCCGGAGAGAGGGGGAGCGGCGAGGCGAGCGGGGAUUUCUGUCAGCGCCGGUGUCCGAGAGCGCGGAGACAUGAACGGCUUCACGCCUGAGGAGAUGAGCCGCGGCGGGGACGCGGCAGCCGCUGUGGCCGCCGUGGUCGCUGCCGCCGCCGCCGCCGCCGCCGCUUCGGCAGGGAACGGGGCAGGGGCCGGCGCCGGGGCGGAGGUGCCCGGCGCUGGGGCCGUGUCGGCGGCUGGGCCCCCGGGAGCGGCCGGGCCCGGGCCCGGACAGCUGUGCUGUCUGCGGGAGGACGGUGAGCGGUGCGGCCGUGCGGCAGGCAACGCCAGCUUCAGCAAGAGGAUCCAGAAGAGCAUCUCCCAGAAGAAGGUGAAGAUCGAGCUGGAUAAGAGCGCAAGGCAUCUUUACAUUUGUGAUUAUCAUAAAAACUUAAUUCAGAGUGUCCGAAACAGAAGAAAGAGGAAAGGGAGUGAUGAUGAUGGAGGAGAUUCACCUGUUCAAGAUAUUGAUACUCCAGAGGUUGAUUUAUAUCAGUUACAAGUAAAUACACUUCGGAGAUACAAAAGACACUUCAAAUUAUCAACCAGACCAGGACUUAAUAAAGCACAACUUGUUGAGAUAGUUGGUUGCCACUUUAGGUCUAUUCCAGUGAAUGAAAAAGACACCUUAACAUAUUUCAUCUACUCAGUGAAGAAUGACAAGAACAAAUCAGAUCUCAAGGUUGAUAGUGGUGUUCACUAAGAGAGAUGGAAUUGAGACUAAGACUUGGAUGUUCAGAUGUUAAGACUAUUUGCUGUUUUUUCACAUGUAGAAAUGUUCCUUGUGUAUUUUUUUUACAGAGGAUUUUCUCUGGUUUUAUUUUCUUUGUUUCCGACUCUAAUAACUAGUUGGAAACUCAUGUAAAAUGGGCUUUCCUAGAUUAAGAAAUAUUUUAAAUAAAGGUGAUUACUAUUAUA
Hyaena hyaena (striped hyena) is the source of this 1188-nucleotide messenger RNA. It is a transcript of the gene SAP30, whose product is annotated as Sin3A associated protein 30. Gene Ontology annotation, cellular component: histone deacetylase complex. The transcript is spliced from 4 exons. The record is from RefSeq and is a predicted model, not a curated record. Bases 305 to 973 code for a protein of 222 amino acids. Gene Ontology annotation, molecular function: transcription coregulator activity; protein binding. Gene Ontology annotation, biological process: regulation of DNA-templated transcription. Lineage: Eukaryota; Metazoa; Chordata; Mammalia; Carnivora; Hyaenidae.